GUACAGACGAUGUCGUCACGGAAGGUGAUGGUGUUCGUGGUGACGUUUGUCAGUUACGGCCUGUACCACGCGAGUCGCAAAGCAUUAUCCGGAGUGAAAUCGUCGAUAAAAGCGGAUUGGCUGAGCAACUCGUCCGGCCACGCGCCACUAUUCACCAAUGAAGCCGACGCCAAGCACUUUUUGGGAUCACUCGACGCGAUUUUCAUGGCGGCCUACGCGGCGGCUCUCUUCUUUUGGGGUUGGCUCGGCGAUCGGCUGAAUCCGAAGCUUGUCGUCGCAGCUGGAAUGGUUGGCUCUGCGGUUACGCUCACUCUCUUCGGCGCCAUCCCAAAAUGGUUCAAUUUCUACCAUGCGCCCUACUAUAUCAUGACCUACGUGGCGUUUGGGCUUGUUCAGGCCUGCGGAUGGCCCAGUGAAAUCGCGAUUAUGGCCAACUGGUUCGGAAAAGGAAAUCGCGGAUUUGUGAUGGGUGUCUGGGCCGCGUGUCAGCCCGUCGGCAACAUUUUCGGAUCGAUUUUCACGGCGAUGGUGCUUCCACUAGGUUAUCAGUACACUUUUGUGUUCAAUUCGGUGCUCAUUGCUCUCGGAGCAAUUGUAGUCGUCAUGGCUAUUGAUUCAUCGCCUAAUGAAGAGCAUGAGGAUGGCGUAGAGGCAAAUAGGAUUCGCCUUCUCCGACGAUCUAGCAGCUCCGAGCCCCAUCACAACUUCCACGGUGAGCCAAUAUCCCUCUUCAAGGCCGUUCUUCUGCCAGGCGUGCUCGCCUACUGCAUCUGCAAUGCCUGCCUGAAACUCGUCAACUACGCCUUCUUUUUCUGGCUUCCACUCUACUUGACCGAUGCCUAUCACUGGGAAGAGUCGCAGGCGGAUCAGUUGAGCAUUUGGUACGAUUUUGGAGGCAUUAUUGGAAGUGUGCUCGGCGGAUACAUUACUGACAAGAUGGGAAAACGAUCUCCGCUCAUCGUCGCGAUGCUCGUGUGCUCCAUUGGCUCGCUGUACUUUUACGCUCACGUCGGGCCGCACAUGUUCUGGAAUGCGGUCGUCAUGACCACCGUCGGAGUUACAGUCUCUGGGCCGUACAACUUGAUCGUUGGGUCCAUCUCAAUCGAUCUAGGAUCACAACCUGCUCUAGCUGGGAACACACAGGCGAUGUCCACGGUGUCGGGAUUGUUGGAUGGCACUGGAUCGGCAGGAUCCGCUGUUGGACAGCUUCUCAUUCCGAUCAUCCAGGACGACCUGGGAUGGAAGGCUGUGUUCUAUGUGUUCAUGCUAUUGAACGGAUUCGCCAUCCUAGCCAUCCUCAAGCGCUGCAUCAUCGAUCUGAAAUCGCUUCGAAAGCUCCGCAGUGGAGAAGAAUCUCCGCUUCUCAAUGACGAAGCCGGUGAUCACGAGGACUGAUAACUUAAUUUUGUUUAAUUUUAUUGAUUUACAUAAUUCUCGCUAACACUUCCACCCCUCACAGUUUUAAUUCCAAGUUUAUGUACAUGUUGAUAUACGGAUUCCCAUUGAUUGUUCCACCCCAAAGAUUCUAUUUGCCUUCUUCAAUUUCCUUCCUGUGAUGAUGGGUAGUCUUCCACCUUUUUUUGUGCAAUGUUGUUGAUAUGAACCAAAUUAUACAGAGAAUUA
Messenger RNA from Caenorhabditis elegans, 1623 nucleotides. RefSeq names its product Major facilitator superfamily (MFS) profile domain-containing protein (gene T10C6.6). Gene Ontology annotation, biological process: transmembrane transport; xenobiotic transport. The coding region runs from base 205 to 1395 and encodes 396 amino acids. The transcript has 6 exons. Gene Ontology annotation, molecular function: transmembrane transporter activity. NCBI's taxonomy places the organism in Eukaryota, Metazoa, Nematoda, Chromadorea, Rhabditida, Rhabditidae. Gene Ontology annotation, cellular component: membrane. The record is from RefSeq and is marked reviewed.